AUGGAGCCCCAGAAAACGAAGAUACAGGUAGAAAAGGCAUCAGUGCGGCCGAUGACUAGACAACAUGGAACCAUUACCUUGCUGCCCGCUGAAAAGCUUCUGCGCGAGCUUUUGCUGAAUUGCCGAGAACAUAUGCAGAAAUCUCAGAUUGCCUCUGCAUUUGGUCUCGAGAUGUGGAUCACCGGCGGCUGGGUUCGCGACCGACUCCUUGGCAUUCCCUGUUCGGAUAUUGAUAUCGCGCUCAGCACCAUAACAGGCGAACAAUUUAGUCAUUCCCUGACCGAAUUCUUCGAGCAGAAUAAGGAACAAUACCAGCAGCGCGCGGCGGAACUUGGGGUCCAAGAUACCAGACUUACCGGCUUCCAUACGACGAAAAAGAACCUCGGGAAGUCGAAGAAGCUUGAGACAACCAUCGGCAGAGUAUUCGGCUUGGACCUAGACCUACUGAAUUUGAGGAAAGAGGUGUAUGAAGACAACAGCCGUACUCCAGAGAUGGAAUUUGGAACGGCGGAAGAAGAUGCCUUUCGUCGUGAUGCCACUGUCAAUACGUUGUUUUUUAAUUUGGACAAGCAGGAAGUUGUUGACCUCACCAAGAAAGGGCUGGAUGACAUGGCUGCGGGUAUUAUCAGGACGCCCCUUGAACCACGACAGACCUUUACGGAUGACCCGCUAAGAGUGUUGCGCCUGAUUCGGAUCGGCAGUAAACUCGGAUAUACCGUGGACGAAGAGACCAAGAAGUGGAUGAAAGACCAAGAUAUUCAUACAGCACUGGAUGGGAAAGUCAGUCGCGAGAGAAUCGGGAUCGAGGUUUUCAAGAUCAUGAAGCAGCCGAAUCCUCAAGUUGCAUUCCAUUUACUCUUUGAAGCAAACCUCUAUACCCUGGUUUUCCUAAGGUCCGAGCCGUCACUCCGUCAAGCUCUACUGAACAAACUUCCUGCCCAAGACCCAGGGCAGCCUUGGCCAAGCACCUGGCCACGGGCAUACCAGACCCUCGCAAUGUUAAUCGAUAACAACGUAAGCGGUCUUGGCAGAAUGGUCCAAUCUGAGGAAAGGGUCGAAAACCUCUGGGUCAUGGCUGCCUACGCUCCAAUCGCCGAACUGAGACACGAUAUGCUGAAAAAAGUCGUCGAUGAGGCCACAGACGCUGUGAAAGCUACAAGCAAGAUUUCCAAGCUCCUCGAAAGCUCGCUACGAAACAUGGAUUCAAUUAACGCCACCGUCGCCCUCGCUAGUGACCCAGAGAGGCCCGCGGCUCGGAGCACCGUUGGCAUGGCAAUACGUGCCUGGGGUUCAACCUGGAGGCUGCAGGUGGUUUACUCCCUGCUAGCCGCGCUCGUGUACGAAACCUCGUCAACGUCAUCAUUAUUGCCUUCCCUAUCUACCGACGAUGACCCCGUUUUGAGGAAACUCCUUCUACGGUACAACACGUUUAUCGACUUCGUAAUGCAAAGGGGCUUAGAAAAAGCAGACCUGUUGAGGCCGAUGUUCGAUGGAAAUGCCAUCAUGCAGGUAUUCGGUGUUCACAAGGGUGGAAGCUUUCUCAAAACUGCCAUCGAUGAGCUGGUGGCGUGGCAAUUUGACCACGAGGGGCUUGGGGCUGAAGAAGCUAGGAAAUGGCUUUACCAGCAGAGGGAUAUGUUGGGAAUUCCCCCUGGCAGUGUCUGA
Messenger RNA from Durotheca rogersii, 1665 nucleotides. Its product is annotated as putative poly(A) polymerase. Gene Ontology annotation, biological process: tRNA 3'-terminal CCA addition. NCBI's taxonomy places the organism in Eukaryota, Fungi, Ascomycota, Sordariomycetes, Xylariales, Xylariaceae. The record is from RefSeq and is a predicted model, not a curated record. The coding region runs from base 1 to 1665 and encodes 554 amino acids. The transcript has 2 exons. Gene Ontology annotation, molecular function: RNA binding; ATP:3'-cytidine-cytidine-tRNA adenylyltransferase activity.